Rosa chinensis is the source of this 822-nucleotide messenger RNA. RefSeq lists its product as uncharacterized. NCBI's taxonomy places the organism in Eukaryota, Viridiplantae, Streptophyta, Magnoliopsida, Rosales, Rosaceae. The coding region runs from base 1 to 822 and encodes 273 amino acids. The record is from RefSeq and is a predicted model, not a curated record. The transcript has a single exon.
AUGUCUGAUGCUAGUGUGCACAAUCUUUGUGAUAUUCUGGGAGUCCCUGCAACCAUCAAUCCUGGGUGUUAUCUUGGUCUUCCUACCAUUUGGGGCAGAUCAAAAAAAGACUCCCUCUCUUUUAUCAAAGCAAAGUUGGCUGACAAGAUCCAAAAUUGGAAGCUUUUCACUCUUUCAAUGGCUGGGAGGGAAACUCUGAUAAAAUAUGUUGCCCAAACUGUUCCCACUUUCCCUAUGCAUUGUUUUAAAUUUCCAACCACUCCAUGCAAAGAGCUUGAUGCUAUGAUGGCUAAUUUCUGGUGGGGGCAGAAGAAGGAUGAGAAUAAAAUUUAUUGGAGGAGUUGGGAUUUUCUUGGUCAACCUAAAGAUAGGGGUGGCUUGGGCUUCAGAAACCUAAGUGAGUUUAACACCUUGGUCCUAGCCAAACAAGUUUGGAGACUACACUCAAAUCCUACUUCUUUUUGUGCUCAAAUUCUAAAAGAAAUUUACUAUCCUUACUCUGAUAUCCUAAAUGCCGGAAAGGGUUCCCGUGCUUCGUGGGCGUGGAGUAGCCUUCUUGAUGGAAAAAAUAUAAUUGUUGAUGAGGCAAGAUGGCAGGUUGGGAAUGGAGAGUUAAUUAAUAUUUGGGUUGACAAGUGGAUUUCUUGUUCUACCCAUGGUUUCUUGCUGCCUCUGCUCCCUGUGAACAGCUCUAGACCCCAUAUGGUGAAGGAAUUAAUUGACUGGGAUACUAGGUCUUGGAAGCUUGAUAGGAUCAGUGACCUAAUUUCUGAGGAGGACCUUUUGGAUAUUGAGUUGAUAGCUUUGGUGACCGAUCUUUGA